CCAGCGUCAGUCAGUAGCGGUUUGGAGACGAAACCGUCCAGACACUUAGAUUAUUAUUCGUGAGGCGCCGGAGGACUCAGCCGGGACACUCGACACAUGAGAGCUUCGUCGUUCGAGACCGUUAGGGACAUCCUCCGGUAGUACCUAGGAUAACAUCAACCCUUGGACACCCUGAAACUUAACCGGAUUUUUUAAGGUCUGCGUCACCUGUAAAGUAAUCUGGAUUAAGACUGCAAGCACAGAAGCCCAAAGUUGUAACAAAAAUCGUCUCAUAACUAAAAAAAAAAAAAGCUUGUUGUAGAGCAUACCUUUACGCUCAAAAGUUGAGGAAAAAUAGGCCAAUAGACCGACCAUCGGAUGUCUUGCGUUCCAAGUGAAGUAGCAACACUGUUCUAAGGGAAACCUGACGAAUUCAUAUAAGAGAAAAGGAGACAAAAAGGUCAUACUCGGAGAAAAUGACGGCGAAUCGCCUAGAUCCAAAUACGGGGCAGGCCUACGAGGCGGCGCCCACGCCCGAUGGAAAGAAUCUGGGGGACCUGGAGGAAAAAAUCAAGGAGGAUCUUAUGGACCAAGAACCAGACGACAUCGAACAGAUUUUGAACAGCGAGGAAAAACGAUACCUCUUGUACGUUGAAAGGGGAGACGUGGCUUCUGUUAGGCACAUCGUGAAGAAGGGGCUGAAGCAGAACACGAAGAAGAAGGGAAGUUUCAACAUCAAUUGCCUCGAUCCGCUGGGGAGGUCUGCCCUCAUCAUCGCCAUCGAGAAUGAGAAUCUGGAUAUGAUGGACCUUUUGCUCCAACAAGAAAUUUGCCCAGCGGAUGGACUCCUUCACGCUAUCGCGGAAGAAUACGUCGAGGGGGUGGAAAUCUUGCUGGUUCAUGAAGAGAAGAUCCACGUUCCGGGUGAACCUUACUCAUGGCAAAAACUAAAGGGAGAGAGAUCGACGUUCACGCCCGACAUCACGCCGCUGAUCAUGGCCGCCCACAGGAAUCACUACGAGAUUCUCAAGCUGCUGCUCGACAGGGGGGCGACCAUCCCCAUGCCCCACGACAUCAAGUGCGCCUGCGAUGAGUGUCUGGUCUCGGACGCCAGUGAUUCUCUCAGACACUCCCUUGCGAGGAUCAACGCCUACAAGGCCUUGGCGUCACCUUCGCUCAUCUGUCUUUCGAGCAAAGACCCCUUCAUCACCGCCUUCAGCCUGAGCGAAGACUUGAAGAAGCUCUCCACCCUGGAGAACGAGUUCACCGAGCAGUACACUGCGUUGAGGAAACAAGUGCAGGAAUUCACAAUGGCAUUGGUAGAUGAAACAAGAACCAGCACUGAACUGGAAAUCAUCCUUAACUAUGACCCUGAGGGAGAACCUUACAAACAGGGGCAGUUCAUGCAUUUUACGCAGUUGAAGGAAGCAGUCGACAGCAACCAAAAGCAGUUCGUGGCUCACGCAAACGUGCAGCAACUACUGGGGAGGGUGUGGUACGACGGCAUGCCUGGAUUCAAGAGGCGCAGUCCGCUGGAACAGCUACUGGAAAUCGUGCAAAUUGGGGCUUUGUUCCCUCUGUACUGCUGCGCUUUCCUCCUCGCGCCAGAGAGCAGGCUUGGUUCGUGUCUCAAGAAACCGUUCAUCAAGUUCAUCGUCCAUUCGGCCUCCUACUGCUUCUUCUUGACUCUUCUGGUGAUCGUAUCUCUCCGCGUGGAGACCUUCGUCAUAGAGCUCUUUGGCACUGACUGGAUGAUAGAGCGACUGCGGAAGCAAGAGAGGGAAGCCAGAGGCGGCUGGCCCUCCUUCACGGAGCUCCUCAUCGUCGUCUACAUCUUCGGGUUCAUAUUGCACGAACUCAAGACCCUAUGGGAUGAGGGCUUGCUCAGUUACAUCAAGGACCUGUGGAACUUCGUCGACUUCGGAGCAAACUUCUUCUACAUGAACUGGAUUUUCUUACGGUUAACGGCACUUUUCCUGACCCAGCGCGCAGUCUGGUCUGGCCUUGAUCCUUACUACCCAAGGGAAAUGUGGCCUCCGUUCGAUCCCUUGCUGUUGUCUGAGGCCAUGUUCUGCGCUGGCAAUAUAUUGAGUUUCCUGAAGCUGAUCCACAUCUUCAGCAUCAACCAUCACAUGGGACCCCUUCAGAUUGCUCUCGGCAGAAUGGUGGUCGACAUUAUCAAGUUCUUCUUCAUUUACACUCUCGUCCUUUUCGCCUUUGGAUGUGGUCUGAACAAUCUGCUGUGGUACUACGCUGAUAUAGACAAGUCCAAAUGCUACUCACUUCCUGGCGGUAUGAUGAACCCUAAACAAGGGAGAUCGUGCACGAUUUGGAGGAGGUUUUCCAACUUGUUCGAGACGUCCCAAUCGCUGUUCUGGGCAUCCUUCGGUUUGGUUGACCUAACCAACUUCGAACUGACGGGCAUCAAGAGCUUUACCCGGUUCUGGAGUAUGUUGAUGUAUGGGUCGUACAACGUCAUCAACGUUAUCGUACUGCUGAAUCUCCUCAUCGCCAUGAUGUCUAACUCGUACACGAUCAUCGUCGCCAAGUGUGACGUCGAGUGGAAGUUCGCCCGAUCCAAGCUGUGGAUGAGCUAUUUCGAGGACGGAGACGAAGUGCCCGCGCCCUUCAACCUCAUACCCAACCCUAAAGCCUUCACCAACAAGAAGCCCGCCACCAGGGCCUCCUUCAAGAACAAGAGGGACAGUCUGAGAGACACUCAGUAUCAUAACGUGGCCCGUAAUCUGGUCCGACGUUACGUCACCAUGGAGCAGCGCAGGGGUGACGAGGCUGAGAUCACGGAGGAUGACAUCAAUGAGGUUAAGCAGGACGUCAGUAGUUUCAAGUACGAGCUCCUCAAUAUCUUGAAGAUCAAUGGAUGGAUGACGGGCAACAAACACCUUCAAGAAAACACUGCCGUAGGGAGAAAGCAGGCCAUGAGAGAGAGGCGUCUUAUGAAGGGCUUCAAUAUCGGUCUAGUGGAGGGCAUCAGCUCAAGUGACGCCUUGAUCAAUCUCGUCUUGAAGGCCACUGCAGUUAAGAAAGCCAAGAAAGACUGGAACAGCAGGGUGCGCAAGAGCGUCCGUAGGAGAGAUCCCAUCGGUUCGUCAAGCACAAUUGCCACAAGACAGACUCUGCGGAUGAGCGCUCGUGAUGGUAGCAAGUCCUGGGGACAGAUCAAGUUCUACCAGCGACGAGGUGUCUUCGCAGGAGGAGAGAUCAACGAGAGAAUGCUGACCGAGAUUAAGAGUAGAAUCGCGGAUAAGAAGCCUGCUGAGAGCAAACUGAAGGGCUGGAGAAGGCUGCAGAAGCUACACGAGAAAGGCGGUUUGAUGAGACAAGAUACGCCCCCAUCGUCUGGCGAGGCAUCCCCAGCGUGUACUCCUACCCCCAGACAGCUAUCCUCAGUGAAGACCGUUCCACAGUGUGCUUCCCCACCAACAAAACCUGCAUCACCUGUCAAAAUGAACCCUAAACCUGCUCCUCCAGAACCAAAACCCGCCCCUGUCAAGGCAGAACCUAAGCCCUCUGCCUCAGAGCCAAAGCCUGCACCUGUUAAGGCAGAGCCUAAGCCUUCUGCCUCAGAACCAAAGCCUGCACCUGUUAAGGCAGAACCUAAGUCUCCUACCCCAGAACCAAAGCCCACGCCUGUCAAGACAGAGCCUAAACCUCCAUCCCCGAAAGCACAGCCGGCUACUAGACCCAAGACGCCUCCUACAAAGGAAACCGAAGCGCCAAAGGCACCUCCUCCUGCAGCGUCGCCCAAGCCUCCUGAGAAGCCACAGGCAUCUGGUAUUUCUGCCUUGACACAGCAAAAGAGAACCGGCUGGCUUUAAACCUCUCUAGAAAACAGUGGAGCGUUCACCUCCUUUCCUUUGAAACUGGGAUCUAAUGUCCCAGGUUUGUCUCAGCGACAUUGCUUUAAGACAUCUGCUGUUUACAUUCUCCAAAGGGGAGAAGAAAGUUCUUCUAGAUGUUUCAUUUGUAUCGCCCAUAUACUCCACUGAAACCUGAAAAUGAAAGAAAGUUCUCGCUUCCAACUCGAAA
Molecule: messenger RNA, 4026 nt
Organism: Macrobrachium nipponense
Lineage: Eukaryota; Metazoa; Arthropoda; Malacostraca; Decapoda; Palaemonidae
Product: transient receptor potential protein-like
Exons: 18
Coding region: 456-3815 (1119 amino acids)
Biological process (GO): calcium ion transmembrane transport; regulation of cytosolic calcium ion concentration
Cellular component (GO): plasma membrane; cation channel complex
Molecular function (GO): inositol 1,4,5 trisphosphate binding; store-operated calcium channel activity; protein binding
Source: RefSeq, a predicted model, not a curated record